Messenger RNA from Camelus dromedarius (Arabian camel), 6178 nucleotides. RefSeq names its product heparan sulfate 2-O-sulfotransferase 1 (gene HS2ST1). Lineage: Eukaryota; Metazoa; Chordata; Mammalia; Artiodactyla; Camelidae. Gene Ontology annotation, molecular function: heparan sulfate 2-sulfotransferase activity. The coding region runs from base 357 to 1430 and encodes 357 amino acids. Gene Ontology annotation, cellular component: membrane. The record is from RefSeq and is a predicted model, not a curated record. The transcript has 7 exons.
GGAGGGAAGGAAGGAAGAGAGGGAGGCGGGCAGGCGGGCGGGCGCGGGGGUCGGGGACUAAGGCAGCAGAGGGAGGCGAGAGCCCGGCAGCCGCCUCGCGCUGUUUGCUGCGCGGGCUUUUGGAGGGGGCGGCCGUGGAGUCGGCCGAGGAGAAGCGGGCACCGGCGGCGUUGGUGCUGGCGCCUGGGGGCGGGGGACUGGGGAGGCGAGAAGGGGGGUCGCUGCGGUGGUUCUCUCGCUGUCGCGCUCUCCUUGCUUUUCUCCCGGCUCGGGGGGCUCCUCCCGGCGUCUUCCUCGCCUCCGGGGCCCCGAUCCCCGCCCCCCGCGGUAUGUCUUGAUCCCGAGCAGCGGGUUUCAUGGGGCUCCUCAGGAUUAUGAUGCCGCCCAAGUUGCAGCUGCUGGCGGUGGUGGCCUUCGCAGUGGCGAUGCUCUUCUUGGAGAACCAGAUCCAGAAACUGGAGGAGUCCCGAUCGAAGCUAGAAAGGGCUAUUGCAAGGCAUGAAGUCCGAGAAAUUGAGCAGAGACACACGAUGGAUGGCCCUCGGCAAGAUGCAGCUUUAGAUGAGGAAGAGGACAUGGUGAUCAUUUAUAACAGAGUCCCCAAAACAGCAAGCACCUCUUUUACCAAUAUUGCCUAUGACCUGUGUGCAAAGAACAAAUACCACGUUCUUCACAUCAACACUACCAAAAAUAAUCCAGUAAUGUCACUACAAGAUCAGGUGCGCUUUGUAAAGAAUAUAACUUCCUGGAAAGAGAUGAAGCCAGGAUUUUAUCAUGGGCACGUUUCUUAUCUGGAUUUUGCAAAGUUUGGUGUGAAGAGGAAGCCAGUUUACAUCAAUGUCAUAAGGGACCCUAUCGAGAGGCUAGUUUCUUACUAUUACUUUCUGCGAUUUGGAGAUGAUUAUAGACCAGGGUUAAGACGACGAAAACAAGGAGACAAAAAGACCUUUGAUGAAUGUGUGGCUGAGGGCGGCUCAGACUGUGCUCCCGAGAAGCUCUGGCUUCAAAUCCCGUUCUUCUGCGGCCACAGCUCAGAAUGCUGGAAUGUGGGAAGCAGGUGGGCUAUGGAUCAAGCCAAGUACAACCUGGUUAAUGAAUACUUUCUGGUGGGAGUUACAGAAGAGCUUGAAGAUUUUAUCAUGUUAUUGGAGGCAGCUUUGCCUCGGUUCUUCAGGGGCGCCACAGAACUCUACCGUACAGUAGGAAAGAAAUCCCAUCUUAGGAAAACCACAGAGAAGAAGCUCCCUACCAAACAAACCAUCGCGAAGCUACAGCAGUCUGACGUUUGGAAAAUGGAGAACGAGUUCUACGAGUUUGCACUGGAGCAGUUCCAGUUCAUCCGAGCCCAUGCCGUGCGGGAAAAAGACGGAGACCUCUACAUCCUCGCCCAAAACUUUUUCUAUGAAAAGAUUUACCCUAAAUCGAACUGAGUCCAAGGUAUGGCAGUUAGAGUCUCCAGCUAAAACUUUGAGCCCGUCUUCACCUUAGUUCUCAGCUCCACAACUUGGACUGCUGAUCGGUGUACAAGACAGUGUGUACUGAGCUGAGUUAGGAUACAGUGACCUCAAGGAAGUAGAUUCUGCCUGAUAUGUCAGUGGCCUAGGAACUUUAAGUUUCAGCCUUUUUUUUUCCUGGUUAAAUUUUGGUGGGAGUCAUAACCUCCUGCCUAGACAAAACCUACACAUCAGCUAACAAAAACACAUAGCAGGUUUAUACAAAUUCAGAAAAGGUAAAUACAGUUUCAGAAAAGUUCUGAUACUCUGUUUUUGAUAAAGCAUUUUUUUUUUCAACUAACCAUGAGUGAAGAUGAAUCCAUUUGCUAUUUCCACCUUCACCUGGAGGUUUGGGUUAUACACCUCUACUGAAUAGUGUUAUUAACUGGCAGUGCGUGCUUUGUUUUUGUUUUUGUGAAUCACGUCUCAUGACAUUUGUUGGGAUGUUUGAUCAUGUUUGCUGAGGAUGUUUCUGCUGCAGUUGGAAUUGCCCAUAUUUAUGUAGAUUGUUUUAUUUUCUUAAAAAAAAAGAUUAUUAGUGUUAAAAAUCAAUUUAAACCAUUACUAAUACUGUAAAAAGAAUCAAAGCAGUAUUUCUCAUUCCUGUCUCCCCCAUAUCUAGGAUUGGGGAAACACUUCAAAGAAUGUUGACAUUGCCUGAAGUUUUAGCUAAGGCUUCCACACAUUCAUAUCAAAAAAGUAAGUUUAGCAUUUGUUUCUCCAUGGGUUAUUUAUCAAGCUGUAAACUGAGGUACCGGUGACUCCAUAUUAUAAUUCCAUCAGUGAGCUGUGGUAUGGGUAGGGUUUUCCUACUUCUUCUGUACUUUUUCUUGUAGACUAUUUUUACUAAGGUGCUUUAUAAUGUGUUUUAAAGCAUUGCAUUUACAAAAAAUAAAAAAAGGAAAAUGCUGUAAAUAUUGCAUAUUUUAUGUAUUUGGACCAAAAAGUUAUAAGUAAUUAGACAAAAGUGGUUUUGCACCAGUUUUAUUAUGUCGAGUAAGACCAUCAGACCUACUGUUCUUGUAUUUCUCAUUUAACUUUACUGUUAAGACAUCACUGAAAUGAACUUCAGUAACCUUUCCAUUUGGAUAGACAGUACAUUAUUCAUGAUCGGAGGCGGUAGUUCAAGUGGAAAGAGUGCGGGACAAGAAGUCAGAAAACUUGGUUUCUUCUCCUGGCUCUGCCACUUACCAGCUGUGUGACCUUGGGCAAGUCACUUAACCUCUCUUUGCCUCAGUUUCCUCAUCUUGAAAUGAGGAUGAUAAUACCUGCUGUACCUACCUCACAGGGGUGUUGUGAGGAUUAAACGAGAUGGCAUGUGAAAGCACUUUGAAAACUGUAGCGUGCUCUAGAAAUGUAAGGUGUUAUGGAAACAUCUUUAACGUAUAGUUUACACCAUUCAUUUUUUAACAAAGAAGGAGAAAAGUCCACUUAAGCUGGUUGAAAAAAAAAAGUUAACCCUGAUAUAAAUUUGUGUUUGAUAAAUAGCUUCUCGGUGUUUUAUCUUCCCUGUUUCAACAACUAUUGAAAUAUUGAAACACCUGUGAACUCUUACAGAUUCAUGAGCAGCUGCUUGAGUUCAGGAGGUUACCUGUUUGGGGGGGAAAAAAAAAGACUUCAUUAACUGACUCAGGACAGGGGAAAAUUUGCUCUUCAAAUUUGGAAGAUUUUUCUGUUUUGACUUUACGUUAACCAUUCAGAAAUGGUAGCUAUUUUAUACCUCUGGUUUUUAAGGUAUAUUCUAUUUUGCAGAGUUUAAUUUCCCUGUGCAUUCUUUAUCUUCUUCCGCUUCUUGGAGUCACAGAGAUAAAGAAUUUUUAGAAACAUUUUCUAAAAGAAGAAUCUUUAAUAUGUUUCGUUUAAAUACAUGUUCCUGAACAAGGCCUCACCAAACGAUGAAAGCAUUUUAGGCAGGUUGCUUUAAAGGUUAUCAAUUACAUGGGAGGAAAAAGGAGGGAACACUGCUAAUUAAAAGACAUGUAUAAACAAAAUUAAAGUUCAAGGACAUUGACAGAAAGAAUCACUUUAGCACCCCUUGCCCCCCGAAAUAGGAACAUAUUAAGAGGACACCAACAGGCGUACUUUCCUUGUUUGGCUUUCUUUCUUUUUUUGUGUACUUAAUACUCUUUUCAGAUAUUUAUUGAAAAUACAUAUGAGUGGUUUCCUUGCGUGGAAGUGAAGCACCAGCUCAGGACAGGGCACCCGACACUCAUCUGCUGAGGAGCCCCAGGAGGCAGGUUGUGCUUGGAGCACAUGCUGACCUCCUCUUGAGGAGCAUCACUUCCGUUAGGUUCCUGGAGUAGCACAUAGCGCACUAGGUCUGGGGUCAGUAAACUUCGUCUAUAAAGGUCCAGAGAAUGAAGAGUGUUUCAGACCUUGCAGGCCAUCGGUCGCCUUCAUGACGACUCAGCUCCGCCGUCUCAGCACAGAAGCAGUCGUAGACGGCACAUAAACGAGUGAGCAUGGCUGGGUCCCAAUAAAACUUUAUUACUAACACAGGUGACAUGCCAGAUAGGGACCAUGGGUUGUACUUCACCAAUCCCUGUAACAUGAUUAUUUAUGGAGAAAUCACUUUUGAACCUGUACUCUAGAGAGGGCCUCAAAGAGUUUAUAUACUUCCCCAAAAGCUCCUAACAUAUAUCCAAAGAAUAGCUUUCUGAUUCAGGCGGCCUCUCCCACAGAUUCAUAAACUUAUACGACAUAGAUUGCUUCCAGGUGGGCAUGUUUUUCUUUCCCAGUGUAGCAGUUCAGAAUAGGGGCAUUUACUCCGUCACCUUUUAGGGUGGGUUAGAAGCAUCCUUCUGAGAGACUGGGGAAGGGCUCCAUCUAACUCCGUGUGGUCCAGUGUCAUCCUAGGAGUCUGACAAGCGCAGAGUCCUUAUGAUACCUAACUUUAUAAUCCAAUCAAUAGAACCACUGAGACAAUAAUGUAUUUUUUUAAAGUGGCAAAUGUGGUUUUCUUUUUUUAGCCUUUGCGCUUUUUCAGUCUUUUGAUCAUGGGAGAAAAAAAAUUUUUUUUAUAUAAUACAAAAGCAAAUUAACCACUUUGAAUUUUAAAAGAUGAUGUUACGUGUGUAUGUGUAUGUAUCUAUAUGUUUAUUUCCUGAAAGAGGAAAAAGUAUGUUUUUGUUCAACUUGUAUCAACUCCUGUUUUCUAAUUGCUGUGAAAUGGCAACUGUUGAUAAAUUAUUGUGACUGUUUUAAAACGUACUGGGGAGGAUAUAUUUUGAUUUUACCCAGCUUUAAUCUGUAAAGUAUCACUUAAAUAUAUCUGAUAGCAACACUUAAAAUAUUGCAUGGGGGUUACUUUUCUAUCAUCCAUACGCAUUUGUGCAACUUGGAACAUAUUGGGUGCUUCCGAAUCCCUGAUGAUUGGGUUUAAAUGACUGAAAAUCAGAGAAAACCUUACUGACUUUUAAACUUUGCAUUUUACUUUCUAUUCUUAAAAAUUCAGUUAAUGCCUAUAAUUUGAAAUCUACUGUUGCUCUUUCUCAAUAUAUGUCCUAUUGGAAAUUCCUAAACUUGUCAGUGCCAUCAGUGAUUUACAAACGUAUUUUGAUAUUGCAAAUGAUUUGCUCAUUGUAUUUGCAUAGCUAGAAAGAAAAUAGUUUGUAGACAAUGAUUCUCUUUUUCUAAUAAAAUGAAAUAAAAAUUCUAAAAGCACUAGAGAAUUUAACUAAAGGCUGGUUCCCAAAUGCAUAGCUGGUACUUUAAUUUAUAUUCAGAUUCUACAUAGAGAACAUGUGUGUAAACCAUCUAUCCAGGUUUUCCCAUUGAUCAUCCUCCAACACACACCUAUGGUCCCAGAAUCCUUUGUUACGAGAAGCACCCAGUACUGUAAACUUUUUACAAAGUCUGGCUUUAAGAGGCCCAGGUGCUUCUACUUCAUGAUCUGAAAAUUCGCCUCUUCAUAAAUUAGUGCCAUUUGCUUUUGAGAGGAAGCAAGGCAAUUGCUGUUGAAUUUUUGCAUCCAUUUACCCUCCGCAAAGCUGCCAGCAGAUGCCAGCUAAACUGCUGUUCAGGCAGCCUUUUGAGGAGAAACGCAACUCUGCUCCAGAUGCACUGCCAAUUCAGCUCCUCUGGAGUGGAGCUUCCUUUCUGAUUUCCUGGAGUGGGAAUUGUGAAGACUGAACUGGGCGAUCAGCUAGUCAGAUUUAUCCUGUAACUUAAGUUCGCGCAGCUUUGUGACCUUUGCAGUACUAUUUAUAGAAGGAUCCUGAUGGGCAUCUCUUUAAAACACAUGGCAGGUGACCCUGUGAGGAAGACAGACUGGUCCUGUCCACUUGAUUUUUUCAGACAGCUUCUGUAGCUUUCCUUUGGGAGUCAGGUGUGUGGGCAUCUCUGAAGCAGUGUCGAAUGUAAUUUUGACAAACGUGGAUUGUAUAUUUUGACUUUGGUUUUAUGAAUACACAGACAGCUAAACAGUGCCUUUUUAACCCUCACAAUCCAUGUUGGAAGAUACUGGCUCCUUCCUCUGUCUGCUUUCUCUCUCUCUUCUCUCCCUCCCCUGUUCAGUUGAUUCAUUUAUGCAAUACUGUUUCCAACUUGAAACCAUUUUGUCACAUCUGUUGGAGAGAUAAUCACUCCUUUUCCUUACAUUCUGCCAGCUUUCUGUUGUCGAAGUGUUUCAGUUGACUACCUGAUGCAAAAGCUAUAAAAUAAACACUCAGUGGGAAGGGGAAAAA